This is a messenger RNA of Dioscorea cayenensis subsp. rotundata (Guinea yam), 1608 nucleotides long. Its product is annotated as serine/threonine-protein phosphatase PP2A-2 catalytic subunit. Gene Ontology annotation, cellular component: cytosol. Gene Ontology annotation, biological process: mitotic cell cycle; peptidyl-serine dephosphorylation. The record is from RefSeq and is a predicted model, not a curated record. NCBI's taxonomy places the organism in Eukaryota, Viridiplantae, Streptophyta, Magnoliopsida, Dioscoreales, Dioscoreaceae. The coding region runs from base 118 to 1059 and encodes 313 amino acids. The transcript has 11 exons. Gene Ontology annotation, molecular function: protein serine/threonine phosphatase activity.
GAUCCAAAAUAUUGAAAGGAAAUUAAAAAAAAAAAGAUCGAAAAGCGAGGGGCGAGAAAAGAAAAGGGGGCGAGCUUGGGCUAGGGUUUGCAUCUCGGAGCUCUCGGAAGAGACAACAUGAGCGUGAAUCCGGCGCCGCCUAGCUCACAUGGCAACCUUGACGAGCAGAUCUCGCAGCUUAUGCAGUGCAAGCCUUUGUCCGAGCAGGAGGUCAGAGCUUUGUGUGAGAAGGCGAAGGAAAUUUUAAUGGAAGAAAGUAAUGUUCAGCCUGUUAAAAGUCCUGUUACAAUUUGUGGUGAUAUCCAUGGGCAAUUUCAUGAUCUUGCUGAACUAUUUAGAAUUGGAGGAAAGUGUCCUGAUACCAAUUACUUAUUUAUGGGAGACUAUGUAGACCGUGGGUAUUAUUCAGUUGAAACUGUGACGCUUUUGGUGGCCUUGAAGGUUCGUUAUCCCCAACGAAUUACCAUCCUCAGGGGAAACCAUGAGAGUCGUCAGAUUACACAAGUUUAUGGAUUUUACGAUGAAUGUUUACGGAAGUAUGGCAAUGCAAAUGUUUGGAAGAUAUUUACGGAUCUUUUUGACUAUUUUCCAUUGACAGCCUUGGUUGAAUCUGAAAUAUUUUGCUUGCAUGGUGGUUUGUCCCCUUCUAUUGAGACCCUUGAUAACAUACGCAAUUUUGAUCGUGUUCAAGAGGUUCCUCAUGAAGGACCCAUGUGUGACCUCUUAUGGUCUGACCCUGAUGACCGAUGCGGCUGGGGCAUUUCUCCACGUGGCGCUGGAUAUACCUUUGGCCAAGAUAUAUCUGAGCAAUUCAACCAUAACAACAAUCUCAAGCUGAUAGCCAGAGCUCAUCAACUAGUCAUGGAGGGAUACAACUGGGGACACGAACAAAAGGUGGUUACCAUAUUCAGUGCCCCUAACUACUGCUACCGGUGCGGUAACAUGGCCUCAAUCUUGGAGGUGGAUGACUGCAAGGGACACACUUUUAUUCAGUUUGAGCCUGCACCAAGGAGAGGAGAACCCGAUGUAACUCGGAGAACACCCGAUUACUUCCUAUAGUCAUCAUGCGAAGAAAACAUUGCUCAUAUCUGCGAGUUAAGGCGUACUUUGCUAGACAAGCUUGUGGCUGCACAUGCAUUCUAAAAUCCUCUAAUAGAUUGAUAUGAUCUGAAGCUUCUUCUAUUCACGGUGGAUAGGUGGUAAAAUGAUAUGUAUAAUUUGAAGCCAAAGGAUCUCUCCCCCUUUGUAUUGAGUUUCGGACCCUGUAAUUAGAGUUUCUCUUUUGGCCUGGUGGUAGAGGUGGGCAAUGGGCGGAGCAGCGGCACCGGCUGCGUGUAUGUUUUCGAUUCGAACUUGUUUCACCCUUUCAUGUUCUUGUAUUUGUUGACAUAUUUUUAUUUUUGUUUCUGUGGCUUUUAGAGGGAGGGAGUUUAUUCGACGGGUGUUUUCGAUUCCUAGUUUCAAGCUUAAAUUAUUCUUUACUUACCUCUCUGUUUGCUCUUCAUAUCCAUUCCUUUCCUUUCAGAACCCAAUAUCUUCUAUUCAUGGUUUAAUGUUUGGAGGGUGACUUUCUUUGUUAGCAAUAAUUUUAAGUACUUAUUUUGAUUA